AUUUUUAACAGAUAGUACCCCCCCGACACUGUUAAGUAUCAAUUAGUACAGUACAUACCAGUAAAUGCCCGUCCAAUGGACAAAAAUAUUGAAUCGUUGGUAGAUACAGACUGUUUGCUACAAAUCGUCGACUACCUGUCCAUACGGGACAAACUUAGCUGUCGGCUGGUAUGCCAUCGAUGGCAAUGGGCUGUCGACAGACUGUUUAACGGCCAACAGUCGCUGAACAUGAUUAUCAUAGCCGCCGAUAACAGUGAACAACAUAACCAUCAUCACAGCAGCAGCACCGGUAGCGGCACCGGCAGCCGUAUCCAUAGCCGUAUACAUGUAUCCAUAAGCAAACCACGUAUAGACUAUCUGUUGUUCAGUUUUAUGUUCAACAAGUUUCACAACAUUACCGAACUAACCAUUUCCAAUAUUAGCCAACUGUCCGAUAUUUUAAUGUUUACCAGUCUGGGCACUGCCAGCUGCCUGAUCCAAGACAAUGGUAGUAGUAGUAGUAGUGGUAAUAUACGUAUUAUCGACAGUCUAGGCGACAGAAGCAACUGUUUACUGUGUCAGCACCGGUAUGUGGACUAUACUAGACCGGCCAAUGACCCACCAUGUUAUUGUAUUACUACUACUACUAAUAAUAAUAAUAGUGAUAAUAAUAAUAGACUAAUCAUUGACGAUAAUAACGAUCAUUUAAUUUUUAAUCGACUGUCCGGCUACGGCUGGCACCUAUUGACUCAGGCCUUCCAUAAUCUAACAUCACUGACCCUCCGACAGUGCCAACUGGCCACUGAAGAUCUGACAAAAGUUAUCGAUGCCAGCAAUCAACUCAAACAUCUUGAUAUUGGCGACAAUCCUCGGCUGGCCGCCUGUAUUCGGCAAAUUGGUAGCCGAAUCGAGAGUCUAGUGUGCGGCGAUUUAUCGAGCGGUGAAAAACUGGACAGCCUGCUCGGCCAUAUAGUCAACGGUAACGGUAAACACUUGAAACGACUGUCCAUUUUCGGUAUGCUCGGACCGCUUGAUCAGCUAAAACUGAUGACCCGUAUCGAUCAUCUGGAACUACACUACUAUAUGGAUGAUGAACGUCCUGUGGACUAUCUGUCCGAUAUUGGCCACCUGGAGCUCAGGACACUUGUCUUGGAGCAGAUCCGCUGCUAUGAGAUGAUAUCGGCCGUCGACGAGCGCCAAUUUGCGGCAAUGUUGCGCAAUUCACGGGAUUUACGGCAAUUGGCCAUUACUGGCGACUACGAAUGGGACCUACGGCUGAGCGACAAAUCAUUGGACCGGUUGUCUACACUGUGCCCGAAGCUCGAGGAGCUAACGAUUACAGGCAAUGGCCUAAUCAGUGAUACCGGUAUAGCAUCGUUGUCCAAGUUAUCAUCGCUACGGCACCUACACCUCCAAUGGUUUUUUACGAUCAGUGAACUAUCAUUGAAACAGAUAGUCCAGUCGCCCAGCCUAUCGUCACUGGUGUUGACCGAUGUCUCGCAGAUUACCGAAAAAUUGAUUGUCAAAGCUAUCGAUGUUUGUACGGAAAACCCGGAACGGCAGCUGUCGCUGACACUGGGCACUGUCGACAUGAAUGCCAAACUGGUCCAGAAUCUAGAGUCGGCUGUCAAAGGCCGACCACGUAAUCUGGCCGUACGGCUGGACAAUGGACGCGGUAGUCGUGUACGAAACGCUGCCCUAACGCCGACUACUUUGCAGAUGAUUAUUGUGAUUGCAAUGUCGGCACUGAUACUGUUGAUGGCGCUGUUGACCACCAUUGUUGUCGUACUGGUACCGCUGGCCAUGGCCGCCAUGAUGCUUCACGAAUAUUUGUUUCAUGCGGCCAUAUCGGUACCGUCGGCAACGGCAGCGGCGGCGGCCAGUGUAUCGUCAGUUCCUCUAAUACCAGUCAUAUCGUCGUUCAAAUCGUCGCUAUUAGGUAUGAUGUCGGCCAACGCCGGUCUGGUCAGACAAGUCUAUAUGAAAGUGAUUUCAUCGUUGAUUUGAUUUUUAGA
Molecule: messenger RNA, 1994 nt
Organism: Oppia nitens
Lineage: Eukaryota; Metazoa; Arthropoda; Arachnida; Sarcoptiformes; Oppiidae
Exons: 3
Coding region: 76-1986 (636 amino acids)
Molecular function (GO): protein binding
Source: RefSeq, a predicted model, not a curated record